Messenger RNA from Austrofundulus limnaeus, 1198 nucleotides. RefSeq names its product methionine adenosyltransferase 2 non-catalytic beta subunit methionine (gene mat2b). Gene Ontology annotation, biological process: S-adenosylmethionine biosynthetic process. Gene Ontology annotation, cellular component: methionine adenosyltransferase complex. Gene Ontology annotation, molecular function: methionine adenosyltransferase regulator activity. Lineage: Eukaryota; Metazoa; Chordata; Actinopteri; Cyprinodontiformes; Rivulidae. The record is from RefSeq and is a predicted model, not a curated record.
GAGGAGGUCCUGGUCCAGGGCCCGAGGGUCCUGGUGACUGGGGCCACAGGUCUUCUGGGUCGAGCCGUCUUUAAAGAGUUUCACAGCAGUGGCUGGAUGGUGAUUGGGACUGGAUACCGGAGAGCCCGGCCCCGCUUCCUACGGUGUGACUUGACUGAUGAGGAAGCCAUCAGGAGGCUGAUGCACGAGCACAAGCUGUUUGUGGAGCCUUCUUCAUCUACAUCAGCACCGACUAUGUGUUUGAUGGGCGGAACCCGCCGUAUGGUGAAGACGACUCUCCAAACCCUCUCAACGUGUACGGACGCAGCAAACUGGAGGGAGAACGAGAGACACUGAGACACUGUCCAGGUGCAGUGAUCCUGCGUGUUCCUGUGCUGUUCGGGGAGGUGGAGUUUGUGACGGAGAGCGCCGUCACGUCUCUGUGGCUGAAGGUUCAGGAGGCCACAGAGGACAGCUGUGCACUGGACCACUGCCAGCAGAGGUUCCCCACUGACGCUCGAGACGUGGCGUCUGUGUGCAGAAAGCUGUCAGAGAGAGCCAGACAGGAUCCGUCCAUCAGAGGAAUCUUCCAUUUCUCAGGAAAGGAGCAGAUGACCAAAUAUGAAAUGGCUGUUGCCAUGGCGCAGGCCUUCAAACAGCCGUCCAAUCACCUCGUCCCACUAACGGAGCAACCCGUAGGCUCGACUCCUCGUCCAAUCAACAGCCAGCUGAACUGUUCUCGGCUGGAGCUGCUGAAUCUAAGUGUGGAGCCGCGAGCGUUCGCUGCCGCCAUCACCGACUGUCUGUGGCCGUUCACCGCCGACAAACGCUGGAGGCAGACAGUCUUCCACUAGGAUAAACAGAUGGAAAGACAGAACAACAGUUUUCCUUCUGAGGUUCUAUGAAUCCUCACAAAAUCAAAAAUGUGAAAAAGUUUCUUGGWAGAGACUUUCUGAUCCAUCCGCAUGCUCCUGUUAGUGUUAGUCAGCAGCUUUCUUCACUGCUGCUGCCAUUUCCCCCUGCUGUCUGUUUCAGUAAUAAACUACUGACUGCAUUAAAAGGUUAGAAGAACGUUUAAACUGUUUCAGAUUAAUCUAUAACUUUAUUUUAAAUUUAGGUCUAUGGUGUUCUGCAGAGGACACGUGUUUGUGUAGGCUGAAAAAAUAUGUGGUUCUGUUCAAGUUCUGUAACAAACAAAACAUAAAAAUCAAUAUUUUCA